ACUUUUUAUGCAACAUCAAGUGAGGGCGCUAUUUGAAAACACCGAGCAUGCACGCAUGCACGACAUGGUGUGGUUUGUAAUUUUACAGUACAGUUUAGUAUUCAAAUAAGUGGAAAUAACCUUUCGAAUUGUGUGAAAUCAUUAUGGGUAAAAUGAACAAAAGUGGCUACUCUAAAGAUUUUAGGAAAACGAAGAAUGCAGGUCAUCAUCACACCCAGAAAAUGAUUGGAAACGUAACAGAAGGUCAAGGAUAUGCUGAUAAACGCAAAAGGAAAAUCUUGAACACAUACAAGAAAAUGAUUCACAAAACAAGAACAGCUGAAUCAAAGCUGAGUGGCAAUCAACAGGUGAUGACCGACACGAUAGACUCUUCAGAUGGACUUCCUCAAGAAACAACACAUUACACAAAAAAUGUGAAUCAACAAGCACACAAACAAAAGAACAGAUAUAUAAAGGCCAAACACAAAGUGGGUUCUCAAGAUGGAAAGGCGACAACUGUCAAUCGAUACACGCAAGCUGAACUACAACGACAGAAGCUAACAAAAGAACAUCAAGAAAAGCUUCAGGAGAAGAAAGCAAGACGAGAGACAAGGGAAGAAGCGCUGAGGCAAUAUCGAGAGAAGAAAGAAACACGGCACAAAAAGCUGAGCAAACGGACACCAAAGGGUCAACCAAUCAUUAAAUAUCAGAUGGAAUAUUUACUACAGAAAAUACAGUCACAAACAUCAAAGAGUUAGCCAUACAUGGCCCUUUGAAAACAUUAUCGGUAGUAAUGAUUGAUUGUUCAAGGUUGCAGUCGGUCUGAGGUUGGCAUGGUUGGUUUUAAUAUGGAAGAAACCACACCACUGAUCGCACAGUCGUGUUUUACUAUACGCCUGAGGACAACCUAUUGUGUUUCUCUUUGUCCCUGUACUUUAACACUUUCUCAUAGACUAAGCACGUAAACGUACGAUCGAGGACAGUUUCGAACAAAAGCACUGUCGUUCGAGGACUGAAAGGAUCUUUUGUUCUGCCUUUGUGUGUCUGUCCUCGAGUGUAAUACAAGACAAGAACACAAUUACAUGUAUAAUGUGUUGAUGAAGAGAUCCUUUGCAAUAACUAACAUUUGCCUUGAUAAAAACCAAUGUCAAGAAGCAACAGGAAAGCCAUGACAGCAUUAAACAGCAGGGAUGUACAGGCUUAUAAAGGACGAUGCUUGAGGAGGGUCCGAGAUGAAUAUUGAAUAUGAAGACUUUGCUCCCAAAUGCAAUCACCACCAUUUUGUUGCCUCUCAGAAUUUCGCUCUCUCCUGGCUGCCCUAAGUCAGUUUCGAUGGCUGUUAUACAGGGUGAUCCGAAAAAAAA
Molecule: messenger RNA, 1343 nt
Organism: Patiria miniata (bat star)
Lineage: Eukaryota; Metazoa; Echinodermata; Asteroidea; Valvatida; Asterinidae
Product: thyroid transcription factor 1-associated protein 26-like
Exons: 4
Coding region: 144-737 (197 amino acids)
Cellular component (GO): nucleus
Source: RefSeq, a predicted model, not a curated record